This is a messenger RNA of Alternaria burnsii, 213 nucleotides long. RefSeq lists its product as uncharacterized. Lineage: Eukaryota; Fungi; Ascomycota; Dothideomycetes; Pleosporales; Pleosporaceae. The annotation marks the transcript as partial. The record is from RefSeq and is a predicted model, not a curated record. The transcript has a single exon.
ACACAGCGCCCACAGCCGCCUCCACACUGCCCCUCCUCUCCAAAGACGACCCAACCCACAUCCUCGCCCCGUAUUCUGCUCGACUCCACAAAGCUUCCCCGAUCUUCCAGCAGCGACAUUCGCAAGCGUGGACCCCAGACUAGUCUCCGCUUUGCACAUUCCGUACAAGUCGACGCCAAUCUUCGCGUAGGAGUCGUGCGACCCUGGGGUUGA